This is a messenger RNA of Triticum aestivum (bread wheat), 1121 nucleotides long. RefSeq lists its product as uncharacterized. The transcript has 2 exons. Lineage: Eukaryota; Viridiplantae; Streptophyta; Magnoliopsida; Poales; Poaceae. The record is from RefSeq and is a predicted model, not a curated record. The coding region runs from base 165 to 524 and encodes 119 amino acids.
CACAAAAGCAAAGCGCGCACUGGCCGCGCACGUCUCUCCUCCGGCCGUCCCCCAUAUAACGGCGCUGCCCGGCACACAGCAGAUACGAAACACAUGACCACACGCAUAGCUGAGGAAGCCAGGCACGUAGUAGAUCCCAGACCGUACGUCCAAAUUAAGCUCCCAUGGACGAGGGCAAAUAUCAGCAGGGCUGGCUCGCCGUCGGCCUGCCGCCGGCGCCGGUGCUCGCCGUCACCGGCAUCGUGACCUUCUUCCUCUACCUGUCGUGGCAGAUGGAUGAGUUCGAGGAGCAGCUGCGCCAUCGCACCCAGGCAGGCUUCUGGGUGCUCAUUGUGCUGGGGCUCCUCGCCCUGGGCGUGCUCGCGCAGCAUGUGCUGUUCGACGGAGAGGGGAGGGUCGCCGUGCCGGCGGCAUGGCGCGGCCAGCCCGAGGGCGGCUCCGGCACGUCGCCGUGGGGCGUCGCGGCCCUGGUGGCUCUGCUGCUGGUGCUAGUGUCUCACAGUCUGGGUGAAAGCGAAGGAUGAGCCAAAUAAGACGAGACAAUUCCCAUAUGGGAUCUAUUAUUGGGGAUCUAUGGGGCAUCUUUUUGGGGUUGUACAUCGGCUGGAGGGACAAGUAUUUGGCUUGAUGCCGGAUGCAAAUCUUCAUAUAUUCGCCGUGCGGUGAUCAAGAUAGAGUGUUGUGCCAUGCACAGUAUUGACGAUGACGAGUCUUGGCGGCAAGGUGCAGCAGGAUCUCGAUGCUGGAUACCGUUCAAUGGGCGCGUGCAGAAGGCAUGUUCUGUUUGGCAUAGUGACGGCGUCAACGACAGAAGGGUCUAACAAGACCAGUGCAUUGAUUGAUCCUAAAGAUGGGACUGUGGAAGAAGGUGGCGACGAAUUCUACAGCAUGCGCAUGUGGUGCACAUUGAAGGUCUGCUAGACCGGUUGGUGCUCCCGGCUUGCUGGCGGGCGGCUUGGUGAGGCCACCGAAUUUUUUGGUGUGCGUGACGCACUGUUAAGGCACAUCAUCAAUCUUGUAGGUAGGGCGACAAUUUUGCGAGGAAGGUGAUUUUGGAUUGAUCUAUGUAUUUAUUUUGUAAGACCUUAUUGAAUAAUGCAAUAAAGAUGGUUGUGUGUAUC